This is a messenger RNA of Anguilla anguilla (European eel), 1027 nucleotides long. RefSeq lists its product as uncharacterized. Gene Ontology annotation, biological process: neuropeptide signaling pathway. The coding region runs from base 1 to 909 and encodes 302 amino acids. The record is from RefSeq and is a predicted model, not a curated record. Gene Ontology annotation, cellular component: neuron projection; membrane. NCBI's taxonomy places the organism in Eukaryota, Metazoa, Chordata, Actinopteri, Anguilliformes, Anguillidae. Gene Ontology annotation, molecular function: neuropeptide binding; G protein-coupled receptor activity. The transcript has a single exon.
AUGAAAACCAAAGAGGAAGUAAAGAUUGAGCUCGUUAUUAUCAGGUUCCUGAUCUCCGUCAUUGGGAUGAUAGGAAAUAUCAUCCUGAUGAUGUCUAUCUUAAAAACCUCAAAACAUCUUAAGACCUAUGAGAUCCUGUUGCUGGGACUGGCCAUUUCUAACAUGGAGAGCAUCAUCAUCAUUGACGCAUAUGAUUUAUUUUCCAGCGCUGAGAACUUGACUAUGCGCAUGGUGGUCUGCAACACUAUGAAGUUCCUGACAGUAUUUGGUGAGGUCACCACUAUCCUCUUCACCAUGCUAAUCAGCAUCUUCCGCUACCAGAAGCUGCGAGAUGCGGAGAAACGGGUUAAUUUGCCCAUCCUGCUGGACAGUGUUCCCGUGGCGAUGGGGGUGAGUGGGGCCUGUGUGCUGCUGGCCAUCAUGUUCGGGAUGCCCACCUACGCCAUGAACAUGGACCACCACAUGUCCAACUACACCGACACCGGCUCUUGCCCCCUGGAUUUCUUCCAGUGUCCCAAGAACAACUGCCCAGCCCUAAACAAGGUCUACAAGUACUGCUUUCUGUUCAUCUGCAUUCUGCUGCCUCUCUGUGUAGUCACGUUAACCAGCAGCCUCAUCCUCAGGACCCUGCUGCUCCAGAGGAAAACUGCGCCUACCCAGUCUUUCAACUCCUCCAUCACCACUCGUAAGACCUCCAGUUUCCAGCGGAGCACCAUUGCAAUACUGGCAGCCAUGACUAUCUUUCAGCUGGACUGGACGAUUUACCUGGUACUGCAUCUGGCUAUAGACCCCUACACCUUCCUCUACUGGGAUCAGACAGAAUUCUUAAUCGCCACCACUUACUCCACCCUCAGUCCCUAUGUCUACGGCACAGGAAAUAACUUGUUCUCUCCAAAGCGCUUUUGCUGAAGUGGAAAGUAGGACCAGCACACAUGGAAGUCUAGUGCUGCAGGUAUUUUAUUGCAGAUUAUUAUCAUUAAUAUGUGCUUCCUUAUGCCAGAACUGAUAAAAAAUUAUGUAGCUCCUC